ACGCAAAUUUGUUUCUUUUCGGACAAUCCAGCACGCCAGUUAUAACUCCAAGCUUUGUUCAUUUUCGGUGUCUUGAAGUCUUCCUCCAAGAAUCUGAAAAUUGUGGGGUGGGGAUCCAAAAGUAGGAUCUUUCGAAUUAGCUUUUUCAAUCGGAAAUGUCUUCUCCCGCCGAAUUUUAUCACUCUCUUCCUCCUGUAAGCAAGGCUUAUGGCACCCUCUGCCUGUUGGCUACUACAGCUUUUCAACUUGGAUUAUAUAGUCCGAUACAUAUUGCAUUGCUGUAUGAGGAGGUGUUCUAUCGCUUUCAGGUCUGGAGGUUGGUCACGAACUUUUUCCUUGGAAAAUUCUCUAUCAAUUUUGGGAUUCGUCUUACCCAUUCUGUUUGUUUGAACCUUGUGACACGUCUUAUUUCACUCUUUCCUGCUAACAUAAGUUUUGUUUGCUUUUGCAUGGUAUCUGGAUUGCAGGUCUUGUCUGCCAUCCCUAUUUUUUGGUCCCCUUUCUUGGGAAUAUCACUUGUUUUCAUGCUUCUUUAUGUCUGGAGUAGAGAAUUUCCAAAUGCCCAAAUCAACAUAUACGGACUUGUUUCACUCAAGGCCUUCUAUUUCCCAUGGGCAAUGCUUGCUUUGGAUGUCAUAUUCGGCUCACCUCUAGUGCCAGAUCUACUAGGUAUCAUUGCCGGGCAUUUAUACUACUUUUUGACGGUGUUGCAUCCGCUUGCUGGUGGAAAGAACAUACUAAAGACUCCAAUGUGGGGUAUCCUUACUGUCCUUGGCUCUGUUAAGUUACAUAAAUUGGUUGCAAGGUGGGGAGUAAGGGCACAACCGAUGAACCGUGGCCAGCGAGUAAAUCCUGCCCAGCCAGAGACCAGCUCGGGGGUGGCUUUUAGGGGAAGAUCCUACCGACUCAGUGAUUAAAGGGAGUCAAUUUUCCCUUUUCAAUUUGUUGCUUCUUCCCUGGUUGGAUUAUGACAUGGCUACACUGACAUAUGAGGCUAAGCCUUCAAAAGGAUUACUAACGAGAAGGAUCAGUAUAUGAGCCAUGAAAAUUCAUGGCAAGCAAACUUUGUUUAGGGGCUGCCCCUUUAUAAUUUUCUUGUACUUGGAUAUUUUGCGGUGGAGUUUUGAAGGUAGAGACCGGUUUUUAAAAGAAAAAUCUUUGAGUUCGUUGACAACUGUCCAUCCUUUUUGAAUUCAUAAAAUUUUCACGACUUCACUUUUGUUCAA
Neltuma alba is the source of this 1226-nucleotide messenger RNA. Its product is annotated as derlin-1. The record is from RefSeq and is a predicted model, not a curated record. Lineage: Eukaryota; Viridiplantae; Streptophyta; Magnoliopsida; Fabales; Fabaceae.